GGCGCUGUCGUGCCGCUGAAUUAAUGCGCUUCUUCAUUGGCGACUUGGAAAGACAGAUCCUAUUUAUCUUGCUACCGUUAUAAAGUAGCUUUGCUUAUUUUUUACUCAGACCCUCGUAAUGCCAUCGAUUCUCAAAAAGUCUGACAUAGCUGUACUAUUGUAGAAGUUUCAAAUCUGAGAUUUCAGUCUGUCGUGAUCAUUUGAGAAACCUCAAGGCCGUGUAACUGCAGGAUACCGCCGCAGACAGGCUAGUCAGCCGCAUUCAGCCACCAGCAUCACAAACAUGGAUCAGCACGACUCGACGUUCGGAGUGCAGCUCUUCAUUUAUGAUCUGUCGAGGGGAAUGGCCCGACAGCUCAGCCCGAUAAUGUUAGGAAAACAGCUUGAUGGGAUUUGGCACACAUCUAUAGUGGUCUACGGAGAGGAAUUCUUCUAUGGUGGUGCCGGGAUCUCUAGUUGCACACCGGGCGGGACGAUGCUCGGACCUCCAGACACAGUGGUGGAGCUGGGAAACACAGAGGUGACGGAGGAGAUCUUUAUGGAUUAUCUGUCCUCACUUGGAGAAACAACAUAUAGUGGUGACAAGUACAGAUUGUUUGAACACAACUGUAACACAUUCACUAAUGAGGUGGCCCAGUUUCUCACUGGCAAUAAAAUUCCCUCCUAUAUCACAGAUCUACCAUCUGAAGUGCUCUCCACGCCAUUUGGUCAGGUGCUGCGGCCAAUCCUGGACUCGAUACAUAUUGCCCCUCCAGGCGGAAACGUGAUCAGCAGCCAAAAUAAUCAUAGCUAGAUCAGCUUUGUAAUCUCUCUCUCUCACACAAACAAACACACACCUACACACGCAAUAAUUCACACAUACGCUGUUUAUACACACACAUUAGCCCUGUUGUAAAUGAAGUUGGCUCAACACACCUCGUUCAAGAGCGCUGAACAAAAUUCUGGUCCAUGUUCACAGUUGCCCAGAUAUUUUCAUGCACAAGGUCCAGGUCAUUCUUUCCAGAACACUGAUGGUUCAUAUUUUUCACUGUUGAGUUCUUGGUUUCUAUGGUUUUCAUUUUAAUAUGUAUCUUCAUUUUGUAUCUCUACAGCCCACCACAUGCAAAGGUCAUUUACUGUUUGUUGAUGACAAUCCAACUUUUUUCCCCUGUUGUUAGUUAUGAUUCCUUUCGCAUCAUUUCAUGCAUUUUUUUCCCCAAUAUGUUGAUAUGUAUUAAUAUUGGCAAGCCAAAUCUUUAAAAGACCAUGUUUAAUUUUAUUCUUAAUAUAUAUUUAUUUAUGUUUGUGUGUGAUUUUGUGGCUAAGAAGCACAUGUGGCUUGCAUUCUGAAGAAAUGACUAAAUAUGACCGGAUGGACCAUGAUACAUUUUGCUCAGAUUCAGAGAGAAAUAUAUGUAUCUGUGCCUUUGUCAUGGCAGCUUGGGCACAAGUAACAUUUUAAUCAUAACUUAACUGUAAAGUACGAAUUAUUUAUACAAGCUAUGCUUAAGGUAGACGUUGUCUCUUCCAUUUAUUUAACCAACUGAGUGCUUUUAUAUAUGCUUUAUGCUGAUUUUUAUUUUCAUGAAAGGAAAGUUUGCUGCUGCCAUCAGUGUUAUACGGUUGAAUGCGUGACUUUGUUAUUGCUAUUUAUGAACAUAUUCUUAUUUUAAAUUGGUUUAUUUAUUAAGCACAAUAAUAAUGUAAUAUUCAGAGAUGUUUGAUGAAAGACUAUUGCCACUUUUAUUUUGUUUUCAUGCUGCUGUUGUGUAAAACUCCUGUUUUAAUGGAAGUCAUCUCAUUAAAGAACCAGCACUGAGUCUACAUUAAA
Molecule: messenger RNA, 1810 nt
Organism: Labeo rohita (rohu)
Lineage: Eukaryota; Metazoa; Chordata; Actinopteri; Cypriniformes; Cyprinidae
Gene: desi1a
Product: desumoylating isopeptidase 1a
Exons: 6
Coding region: 284-793 (169 amino acids)
Biological process (GO): protein modification by small protein removal
Molecular function (GO): peptidase activity
Source: RefSeq, a predicted model, not a curated record